AGAUAUUCGAAUUGCACAUUGCACAUUGCACAGCCACAGCAGAGAGGCAAUUUAUCGCUGACGAACGUGUCGCACCUGGUCCACCUCACAUACGAGGUCCCUCAACAACUCAUUCCCUUCUCUUUUUCACAUUCAACACCAUCACCAUGUUUUCACGGCGGCAAUUACGACUCCUGACGGUCUUUGUCCUCUUCUUCGCCAUCGCGCAAGCCAGUUGGUUCGAUCUCAGCAUUUUUGGUCGCGAUAAUGGCAAGAAGGGAGUGGACGCAGGAGAUUCUUCUUCGACAAACAGCAGCUCGAACGCAAACCAAGCUGUAUCUACUGGAGUGAGCUCAACACCUUCAUCUACGCCUGUAUCAUCGACGCCAUCAUCGAUUCCUACCUCUGCGACUUCGCAAACCUCUGCUAGCCCAAGUAGCACACCCAGCAGCACCCCCUCUUCCACACCACCGAGUUCGACCCCUACAUCUUCAUCUGCCGCUCCCUCCUCGACCCCGACGAGUACACCUACACAGACCUCAGACACCAACUCGCAGACCUCGAAGAAUGCCGAUACGACUUCGGACUCAACUCAACAAACCUCCACAUCCGCGACCGUCGUUCGUUCCACAAUUGUCAUGACUGUUUCUGGUAGUCUUACGACCUCUGUUUCCUCGUCCACUCAAUCAUCUGCAGCCACAGGAACUGGAGCCAGCGGACAACUGUCAGGAGACGGCACAUCCUCAUCCUCGGGAAUGAGCCCCAAGACCAAGAACACAGUCAUCGGAGUUGUUGUCGGUAUUGGAGGAGCAGCCAUCCUUGCUGGUCUCUUCGUUGUAGCAUGGAGAAUCUGGGGACGCAAGAAGGCUGAAGACGACGAUGAUGGAUUGAUGGGAUUCCGCACUGGAAGCGCAGGUGGAUCAAAUCCUUUCCAGAGCACAUUGGAAAACUACCACAACCCAGCCAGGAACGUGAAUGCAUCGUCGAACUUCUAGGGAGUGGGAGUUGAUUUGUUUUCUUGUGCGGUUUUUUCAGCGUCAUACGUUUUCGUACCCGAGGGGAUGGACAAGAUAUUUUUUUCAGGAUCUGGGAAUCGAAAGGUAUUUGCAUUAGAAUGGCGUAGUAUGCGAGAUUUCCAUUUUCUUUUUUUUCAUUGAUAGUUGGCAGAGCGCAAUACCAAUUGCAAUGGAUGCAAUACUGUUUACUGUUUGUAGCUUAAUACAUAGAAUCUACCAUGGACCUUUUCUGUGCUUUACUUCACUUUCCGUCUACAUUUUCAAUGGAAUAGGA
Molecule: messenger RNA, 1269 nt
Organism: Mollisia scopiformis
Lineage: Eukaryota; Fungi; Ascomycota; Leotiomycetes; Helotiales; Mollisiaceae
Exons: 2
Coding region: 147-974 (275 amino acids)
Source: RefSeq, a predicted model, not a curated record